CGAGUGUGUCGGUGGCCGUUUGGCAUUGAAUUUGCUUAAAAAAACGAGGAGAGUUGCAGACUUAGCGACUAGAUGACUGAACGAGGGUUAUGCUUGAGACAUGCUGAGUACUAACGAGGGGCAGCACGUGCAGGUGUUGCUUGAUCACCAUCAACGCGCGACGAGUUUUGAGAGCUGCACUUUUUUAUCUCAUACGGAUUACGUUGCUCUUUUUUUUUCGUUGACAAGGAAUGAAACAGUUUCUGUUACCGGGUGGACUGUCGGGUGAUUGGCGCGAUGAGGACUGUUUGUUCUGCGUUUUGUUCUGUUUCUGAGCGGAUGAACAUAUUUUUUCUAUUGCUCUUGUGUAACUUGUUAGAAACGAGGGAACAUUGUUUAAUGCAUGCUCAUAGCUGUUUGUUAUCGCUAGACGCGGUAUUUUUUCCCAUGAUGAGUGUCACUGUCAUGACACCCGAGUUGAAAAAGCCUCCAUUUCAAUGUAUCACCACAGGGACAGCGAUUCAGAGAAAAAGAAGAGAAGGGGGGUUCCUCUUAUAGAACAAACGUUGCAGCCUCAGCCUUGUUAUCUACAUAUUCAACUACAUAAUAUAGCCUGAGAGCAGUUGACAAUAAUUGUAGGGGUGAACAAGCAUAGCAUCAGUUAGUUGUCUGCCACAUCAUUGGAUUCUCGCAAUUGCUCUAUGCAUAGUAAUCUGAUCAUCCAACGACAGAGUUGUUAACCACCACCAACUCUUGGUUGUAUUUAUGUAGUAAUUUUAUGGAUGAUACUAGAUAGAGAAGGGACAGAAAAAUAGACGAUACAGAGGUGUUGUAGCGAAAAACGAAGUCCCUUUCAAAAAUUCCAAAAGCUACUAAUAGUUUGUUCAAAAGCGUUUUAGAUUUUGAACAACGUACUUGUUAAAUAAUUUUCUCCAUAAGAGUGAGUAUUCUUAAUCUCCAUAAAAAGACGAGUCUUGAUCAUUUUGAUAGGUUUUUGUUUUGAGUGAUUUCACAUCGUCUUUUCCUUACCACACUUUCUUCGAGGACGAUCGGCUCUCUUUGAGCAAACGAAGCAAGUCGUGAGGAGGAUUUGUUGCAUAGCAUUUGUUGCAUACCCACGAUAAAGAUAAUCCAUGAAUGAAGAUUGAAGAAGUAUUCUUUCGCGCGGUUACUAGAAAUUGAAUUUGUAAGUUCAGGUUUUUUUUUGAUUCUUGACUAGUUUCUUGUGUACUAGAAGAUUCUUAAGUAACUUCAUGCCCGUGAAUUCGUCGCAAGCAACAGCCUAGCACUUUUGGUUCAGUCAAUCGGCUCUUUGACUACCUGCACAGAGCGGACUGUCCUACUAAAUUUGUGAGGUGGUCGUGAAGUCAAUACAACAUGGAGUGAUUGUGAUCGGAAACUUAUCUUCUUUGACCUCAUCAUAUUGUCAAACGUCAAUAUCCAGCAUAUUCAAUUACAAAAAGAGUAGUCGGAACAUAUUUUUCAUAAUUGUGGCAAAGAAAUUAGUUGCGUCGAAGACAGGUCAAAAAGCUCAUGUGAAGGUAAGAGGCUUCUAGCGUCGUAGAAUUUCUCACUGUUAGAAAAAGAAGAUAGUUUAAUGAAAAGUUCUAUACCCACCUCAAUAUUUUUUUUUGUGAAAAAGCAAGAUCGAUCGCGGGUCGGUUUUCAUAGUCCAUAUUCUUUCGUGAAACUUAGCAUAACAAACUGUCUGUGUGAUAAAUAACGCAUCCAUUUUUCCUGUUUGAUAUUGAGUCUAACAACUGCUAACCCUAACUACUAGCUAGGUUACAUGGAAAAAAGGAAUUAAUCUUCCUUAAAUAAUAAAAGAUAAAGAAAUACAUGGUUUCCUCGAGGGCCACCCCAAAUUGGGUCAAAAUUGUCGUUGUCUGAAGUUGCUUGCAAAUCGUGAUUCUGGUAGUUGGUGGGCUUCGUGAGGGACGUGCCGUGUGCCCCGAUCCCGCCCCCUGUGCGUGAGGAGGCGAAGCACGUGGAACGACCAGAGCAGCUUUCCCAGGGAGAACCGUAGAGUCUCUAGUAAGAGAAGCCGGUAGAAGAAAGGAAGGAUAAACUCCUAAAACCACGCCGAACAAACCUCCAAGGCAAGAUGUUACAGCAUCAAGGGCUCGGCGUGUACGCCACGGUUCAUGGCGAACCGCGCUACGGUCCCGGUGAAUACAGCAGCUACACCUAUGACGAUUUGUCGAUGAAUGGCAAUCAUGGGAGCCACGGUAGUUCUGAAGACGCGCUCUCGAAGCUGGGGGUCUCGAGCACUUCCUCCGAUGAUCUGGGACAAUUCCGCAACCGCAAGCAGGGACGCAAAAAUAAGAACAACAGCAAGGCUAAUAUUCUUGCGUCGAAUAACAAUAAUAUGGUGAUGAAAAACACCAACAACAACAACAAGCCCUUGUUCUCGCAAGUCGCUGAAAAUGCGCGUGCCGUUGGUGGUACUCCUCCGCCCAAAUUGCAGCAGAAGUACAUGGACCAGCGAAUGAACAACAAAUCCAACCUGUACAUGGCCACGCCGUCGACGGCUGCCCCGAGUACGGCCGCGCCCUCCUUAAUGGGCUCCCCAGCCGUGCGGUCCCUGUUGCCCAGUCGGCAAGCUACGGCCGCCGCGGGUCCGACUGACGCCUUGUUCCGUGUCACGCUAGAAGGCAUUGAUUGGUCGCAACGCGGAAUUCCUACGGUACACUUUUUCUAAUUGAUAGCCCCCUUGUGCGGAGGACGACUACUUCCUCAGAUCAUUAAUAUUGUGGCUCUGAUGGUCAUGGUCGUGAUAUUAUAGGUUUCAAGCCUGAUCGAGUUUGUCAGAUCAAUGCUUGUUGUAAGUAUACGCAUAUGUCAGACAAACUCCUGGCCCUGUAUCCCUCGUAGGUGAUCGAUCGAGCCGGCUUUGGAUUGUCGAAGCGCAAGGCGGGAACUGAAGUCAAAGUCGACUGGUCGGCGGCAGGAAUGCCGUCUAUCUUCAAUGUCGGUAAGAAGUCGAAUAAGACGCGAGGCGUGCCUACCCGAGAUCUGAUCAUGUUGGAUUGGAGUCGAAAAGGAAUGCCGGUAUAGUUUCGUAGAUGGCAUGAAAGAACUUUUCUGUAUUGACAAGUUCGAAAAGUUGAUGACAGAAAUAUCAUUUUUGGUUGGCCUAUUUUUUUCUUCUGUCCUUUUCUGUAAAAAUGCUUUUUCUCUUCCACACCUGUAAUUCAGACAUAUGAAUUUUGGUCCCCUCAUUAGGAUAUACCAUGACUACAACUUUUUCACCAGAUAAAGUUGUCGUACUGGGAUCAUGGAAUGUUGCUGGAUUGGAGUGAUGCGGGGAUGCCGAUGCCUCAUCAUGCCUUCGUGAAGAACAUGGUUAUUCGUAUGAAGCUGAAGACCUACCCUGCGAAGGAGUAUGAAGCGAAGCCUUUGGAUUGGUCGGCACCGGGGUUACCGCGCUUGCUCACCGCAACUGGCUACAGGGGAGGGCCGCUCUUCUCUUCGGCUUCGAUGGGCAAGAAUGCGAGCUCCGGCAGUCAGGAUGUGAUUGUGAACUGCGACUGGACCGAGACGGGCUUGCCCGGUGCCUGGGCAACAGUGGGUGCCAAGCCGAGCCGUCAAGCGGAUUCGGUGCGCCAACGCUUGCGUGGAGGAGUGUUGGGCCCUGCGGCACCGAUUGGGAACCGCGCGGCGGAGGCUUCGUGGUACAAGGGCUUCGUGGACCAAGAACGAAAUGUGAAAGGCAAGAAAGCGAAAACGAAACGAAAAGAACAAGAUCAAGAUGCUAAGACUAAGCGUUCUUCCGCACAUCAAAUUCAAACACCGCCAGGAACAAAAAAGCGGACGACGAGGAGCUUCAACUCGUUUUUGUGGGCACGAAAAGACCUGGUUUCAAUGUGCUUCGCGGCUCCGAAUCUGACGGAGGCGAGACCAGGGGAUUUCGUGCAGCGUGGCAACAAGAUUUUCACGGUUCUGAAUGAAAAGGACAAUUCAGAAGCUCCUGAGCCGUUACAGCUGGACUGGUCGUCUUCCGGACUUCCCAGUACCUUGAAAGCGUCUUUGUUCGACCGCGAGUUGGUCUUCGAUUGGGCAUCUUCCGGGUUGCCAUCGCAGUUUGGGCGCGAGACCAAGCGCGAUCCGUUUGCGGAGAAUUUGGGCGUCUUGGAGCUCGAUUGGUCUGCGUCCGGCACGCCUGCGCAGGUGCGCGCGCUGACUUCUGCGCGAAAAGAGAGGGAAAAGCAGAACGAGUUCGCAGCGGUGGACUGGAGCGGUGCGGGGGUACCGUUGGGUCGCAGGAAACUGGCCGCGGCCGACGAUUUGGGCCUGGACUGGAGUCGCAGAGGCAUCCCCGCGGAGAUCCGCAAUGCGCCGUGGAGUUUGAAGUACGGACGCAACUUCAUUGCCAGCCCGAAGGCGGGCGCGCUCAAGGUAAUCACGCUCUUCGAAAACGGCUUCGAAGACGACGACUUGGCGGUCCCGGACACGGUGCAAAUCAACUCAGCGAUGUACGCUAUGAACAGCAUGGCAUCGACGACUUGCUCUUCCCCUGCAAACGGUUCGGCUUCCCCGGCGCCGACUGCAAGCACCGCAAUCGAGGACGUGAUCCUCCUGCGCAAAGAUGGCCGUCUGCCUUUUGAAGUGUCGGCUGGAAAAGACUACACGGUGCAGGUCUACGACAAGCACUUUGGGGCGCCCAAAGCGGCGACGCCCAGUGCAGACGCGCUUCUGAAAGAGUGCCACGCGAUGCUUCGCAACCUGCAUAUCUCGCGUCGCAACAAGCACGAAAUGCAGCGCAAGAUGAGCUACGAACGGAAGCGCUCUCACGAAACACCGAUGAAGACUGGUGCUGCUCUUCGAGGAGAUGUUGAUGUCAAAGUUGGCAAUCUGCUGGAAAGCGACGCUUCUGGGAAUUCGGGUGUUGCGUCCACGACCGCGAGCAAGAAAGUUGGGGGACCGCGGUUGAGUCCUGCCGAAAAGGAAGAGGUUUUCUGGAGUCGGCAACUGGACUGGUCCGGUGCCGGUCUGCCUGCACACAUCGAUCGGGCGAGCAAGGAGCAGAAUCGUGCUCGCCUCGUAGUCGAGGGUGCCUGGAAAAACGAGUGCAGUCAAUCCGCUUCCAAAGACGAGCAGUACCAGCAAAAACUGACGAGCAACUUCUCAAAAAAUGCGGCCAUUCGCGCGCCGUGGACCGGUUUCGAUUGCCUGCAAAUCGACUGGGCCAAUUGCGGCACGAAAAAGAUGCCCGCCUGCUUCCGCGGCUUUGCCACGUGGAUGCACAUGGAUGGACGGCGACAAGUCUUUGAUGAGCUUGCUCUGGACUGGUCUUCGUGCACCGGCCAGCCUCGUCGAGACCUCUUCGAACCUCUGAUGGCGAGCAGCAAAAAGAAUGAUGCCGAUUUGAAGCUCUUCCACGGUGCCUUGUUAUGCGACUGGAGCCGCGCUGGGUUGCCCCUCGGCUAUUUGGCUGGCAUGACCUCCGACAAGCACGUGUGGCGCGAACACUUGACAAGCACGUCUGGAAGAUUAGGACCGCAGACGAAGCGCGCGUCGCAGUUGGUGUUCGAGCGUUUUGUUGCCGUGAAACGCGCCAAACGCGCCGGCGGCUGGCCGACGCAGCUGGCGGUGGACUGGUCCGAAGUGCGCUUGCCGGGUGUCGAGGUCCCGGUUACGGCCGCGUGCGAGCACCAUGUUUCCAGCAGUAAGCGCGUCGUGCUACCGCAUUGCUUUGAGGAGAAGUACGAGGAACCUACGGCGCUCGACUUUUCUCAGAAGGGCGCGCCUCCGCUGCAGAGCUCUGUUUGGGACGACCUCUCGAUGGAUUGGACGCAAGUAGGGGGGUUUGACACCAUGUCCGUUACGUUUGCAGUGGAUCGAACCUGCGAUGCCUCUGCAUCGCGCUUCAACCUGCGAAAAAACCGCGACUUCGUUACGCGGAGGGAAUUCACGACGAUUGACACGUACGUGUGGGAAAACGGAGAGCUCACUGCGGGAAAACGUAAAAGAGUUGCAAUUCCAUCCUCGACCUCCAGCAAGACGCAACGAGAACAAUUACAUGCUUCUGGGUCCUACUUCGAACGCUCUUUCAAACUUGCAGAGCAGCCGAUGCGUUAUACUUGGAAGCAAUCCCAAGACGUGUGCUGGGUCAAUUGGGCCAAAAGCGGAGUCGACUUGCGAAAAACCAUCCAUCGUGAUCGCCAGUGUCCGAUCGACUGGUCGGAUGCGGGCCUCCCCAAUUCCCUCAAUGAAGGAGCCUACGUAUACGACAAGCACCAUAAAAAGCAUCCACCGCUCCGAAGCAAGUAUAUACUUCUGCUAGUUUGUACCAGACGUUGAGAAAUAGAUCAUGAUACAGCUAGUACAAAGAAAAUCUUGCUUCUAAGUCCACCCUGGAGCAUCUGUGUCACAUGAUUCUUCGCUCGUUGUGUAGGUUGUCGAAUACAACGCGAAACUUAAACUACGCGCAAGUAAUUAAGAGCGUAACUACUACGACGCUAGUACAACUAGGAUAACGUAAUAGUAAUAGAUUUAGAUCCCAUAAUCACAUGGAUGUCAUGGUAUGAUUCCAACAAAACACCUCUACAGGAGUGAACGCGACGCUUAUUGGACAUUGCGUUUUGCUGUGCCUAAUACGAUUUCGCAAUUGGAGCGUGAUAGCAAAGUACGAGGACGCUUCUUCGAGGCUGUGGAUUGGUCCACGCGUGGCCUGCCGAAGGAGCUUAAAGCACCGAAGCAGUCCAAUUCGGAACAAGUCCUUGAUUGGUCUGCAGAGGGAGCCAUGCCCUGGAAACACUUGGAAGAGUUCAUUGUGCCUUGCGAUUGGAGCAAGACUGGUACUACUAUCUUGCUUACGAUCAUCUAAAACGAAUUCUACGAUGAAUGUACACUCUCAGGCACUGUCUUCCAUCUUUCUCUUGGCGUGUCUUAAUAUCGUGUCGGGUACUUUCUCCGUGAUCCUCGUAUGCAGGCUAGUAUUUAGAUAUUGGUUUCGUGACUGAUUCGCUUAGGUCUUCCGGAUCCGGUGAACUUGAGUAAACGCGAUUUCUGGACUCGUGCGGAUUUCACAAUGGAUUGGUCUAAACGUGGUUUGCCUUGGCAGUUUCACCGUGCUACUGCUAUGGCUUGCGUCGGUUGCGAUAAGAAUGAUGUCGCCUCAGUGGAUUGGGCUCGCAAGGGCCUUCCUGUGCGUUCGUCCCCUUGGGACACGUUGACUCUUGAUUGGUCGUGCCGCGGUCUGCCGCGCGGUGGUCGCGCAUACGAGGGCUCGAGCUGGAAAGUCUGCCUCGACUGGUCGGUCGACGGAUUGCCCACAUUGCUGCACGACAUCGAGUUCUUCGAAGGAGAUGGCGUGCAGCUGGCGGCCCGCAACAAGGGAGCCUUGUCUGCUUUCUCGGCGAAUUUUCAAAAGCAGAACGCUCGCAACAGUGGCGACUUUGCUUUCCUCGGAAAUUACGCUGGACACGACGCCCAGCACCAAAAGAAGGAAUUCGAUUUCAAACGCGCGAACCAUCCAGUGGACUCGCCGUGGAACCGCACCAAGGACGAGAUCCGCGGUGUGAAGUCUGCCCAUCGGACGAUCCACACGAAGCGCACGCGCCGCAAUCUUUUCCGCAUCUUGCGCCGCGAGCUGGCUUGUGGAGCGCAUCUCGCACGGUCCCGCCGCGACAAGGGUGCCACAGCGCGCCGCCACGACGCGCGCUACGCCAAGGAACUCGAGCAAAAUCGGUUUGACGAAGGUACGCCGUUGGAUCAGCUGGAACUUGAAGAGCAGGAACUGCGAAUCAUCGAGAAGGCUGGAGACGGGUAUUUUGCCUCCACUGGAAAACCAGCUCAGAGGAAAAGGAAGAUGUUCUCGAAUCGCGGUCGCGGAUAUCUCUUCCCUCUUGACAGUCAGGGCCGACCGCGUCUGGGCAUCGACACGGCAGAGCGUUCUCUGCGACAUCGCACGCGAUCACAAGAAGACGUCGAAAAGGAGGAAGCUGUUUAUCGUCGUCGCUCGCCCGCUUCUACGCCAAAAGCGGAUCAGGCUGGCCGCUCGCGCUUGCGCAUGCACAUUACGGACCGACGCGACCGCACCAGGGCGGCGGCAAAAGCUUCUACCAGCAUCAUUAAGGCUCCGUUGUCACAGCGUCAGUGGUUGCAGCGCCGCAGUUCAGACCUGAAGAGGAAAGAAGACAAAGUGCUGGAAAAACUGUCUCGUCGCAACAUGGCUCGCGAAUUGUUGAAAGCCGAGAAGCUCAGCCUGCGACGCGGCCGGGGUCGCGUGCAUCCUGUCUUUGGAAACCCGCUCUUCGUGAACGACCAAGAGCAAGGCAGCAAAGCGAAUGUCACACAAGUGUGGCAUAUCCGCAGAGAUGGGCGUGCGCCUUACGAUAUUUCGUUGGGAAAGGAAUUCCGCGAUGGCUUGCGCUCGCGCAACCUUGAUAUCCGAGCUGAGUUCCAGCUUCGUCCCACACGACAACCGCCCAGUGUGGAUAAGAUGCUAGGAGAAUGCAGUUACCUCUUGGAUACACUUGCGCGACAGCAUUUGGGUAAGAACAAGAAGAACAGAGACUUGUCUCCGGAUCAGCAGGGUUCGCGAAAAGCGAGCAAGACUCGCUCGGCCCGGUCCAAUAGCAGCGAUGACUGCUUCGUUCAGAAACUGAGUCCUCAGAUUUUGCGAAAGUUGAAGCCGUAUGGCCGCGAAGAUGAGCUCGAUGUUUACCACCUCCGUCGCAACGGGCGCGCACCGUUCUCGGUCACACGUGGAAACGAGUUCUACAAGUGUAGCAGCAGUGCGGCUGGCCGCAACAGGAAAGAGAAUUUGCUGUCGGUAGACGAAAUGCUUGACGUGUGCUCGUACUUGUCGCACUUCCCGGAACCACAUCACGCCACGUCGUCUCCUUCUGCUAAGGGUGGAAACGCUGCUCCCAUUGCAGUGGAGUUCACGCAGGAGAAUCUUCUGGCACUGUGCGCGAAGCGUUACCCUGCUGGACGGCGCUCCAUGGCUUCCGGCCGUUACAACAAUGCUAGCACCAGCAAUGCGGCACGCAGCAGCCAGUACCUGGAUAGUAGCAUUGGCGUCGCCGAGAGUUCGGAUACACGUCAAAUGAAGAAUAGUUCUAUCAGGGCCACGCGGACCAGCGAUCCGCCUACGGCGGACGAGAUCCUCAGUCUAUGUGCCGAGAUUUACUUCCGCGGAAGCUCGAUGAAGACCGACGAGCGCCAAAAACGCCCAGUCCCGACUGCAGAUGAGCUUCUGGCGAUUUGCGCGGAGUUGUAUCCCCCGAGGGAGCGGGGACAGUCGACGGUUAGUAUUCCUGCUGAUGACUACAGCGUGCAACAGGGUCGUCCGACAAGGAGUGUCUACUUUGAGGAAGUUACGAAACGCGUCAACCGCGAAGGCAAGCCGCCGACUGUUGAUGAGCUCUUGAAGCUCUGCCAAGAGCUGUAUCCGUCUUCGCAGCGCAGCACCAUGCUUCAAUCCGUUGUUGAACGAGAGUCGGACGUGAGCAGUGGCUUGAACAGGGAAUCUUCGAAUACCAUGGUUCGUUCCUUCAACAAUGACGGUGGGGCUUAUAUCAAUAACGAGCAAAUGUUGAACAAAGCCAAUGAUGAAGAUUUUGCGGAACGCGACAGAGAUAACAAUGGGUCCUACUAUUUCUCCGCUCGCAAAUCGACCGCCACCGAGGCGCGAGCAUCGACCAGGAAGACAACGACGUCUCAGAGCUUGUUCGUUCCCUUCGAUCCCGCGGACCAGAGGCGCAGCCAGGCUGCAGCUGCUCAAGCUGCCUACAACAAGGGUCCACUAAAGGUGGGUCCGCAGGAAUUCAUGGCAGCGGCUCCGCUCGUCACAACUGGAUUGCAGGAGUCAGAGCUGGCGCUGCUUUCGAACUACUGUCGCCGAGCAGGCUCCAUUGCGUCGCGAGAAGAAACUACGAAUGCUAGAGGACCAGUGAGCGAUUUGUAGAAGCAUUUGCAUUUCUAGAACCUUUAUCAUCUGGUUUUUUCAUUUGUAAAAGGAUUUUGAUGAAGAAAGAUUAUUGCCUCGAAAGAAAAGGUCACUAUUUAGUAUAGGAGCCAAUGGAGAAACCAUGCUUAUCUGAUGAUCCUUGUCGACACAGCAUCAAAAGUUUAUGAACAUUUCAACAUGGAUAGAAGUUAGAUGUUCCGCAAAAUGAGAGUCACGUGUGAGUCGACACAAUUUUGUCUACUUCCACAAACAUAUCUGAAAAGCAUGAAAAGUUUGAACAGGUUUUUCGAUCAUAAGAAUGUCAGGCGAUAAAGAUCAUGUUGUAUGCGGGAAAAUGGACGGUCGAUUGGAGACAUGGGAUCGAGUCACACAGCGUCUUUUUUCAUACAAGUUGUAUCUAUAUGGUAUACAUAUUUUUUACACAGCAGGGAAAGAUUAUUUGAUUAGGUAAAAACAUCGGCAUGACACUAUUGGGGGGAUAGAUUUAUGGGGAAUAGAUUUAUUCAUACUGAUGAUUUGUUUCACUCUUAAAUUGUGUGAGUGUAUGAUAGGUUCAAACGAUUCAUUUAGGACAGACUCAGCACCGUUGUCAACAUAGGAAUGUGUUCCCAGAACAGUUCAGGGCAUAGUAAGACAUCGAUGUUGUUCCAUCGAUUUUUAAUCUUGCUUACUACAGUCAUUCUUUUUUCGGUUGGUGUAUACAAUUGGUAAUAUUCAAGGGAUGAGGACAUUAUACUAGCUUUGGCUACAGCACUCUUUCCAUGUUUAUUUGUGGUUUUGGGUGGAACAACUUUUUUACAUGGAUAAAGACAAACACACGGGACGACAUACUACGUAAGUAUUGAUGGGAUAUUCUCCGAUUGUUGCGUCAGGUGAAGUCGUCCAACAGGACAAGGGGGUUCCGAUAAGUUAUGAACAAAAUUUGCAAAAUUAUCUUCUAUCAAUUUGUCAUUGACAACACAUUUUCAGAAGUUGCGCAUCUAGAAUCAUGUUGGGUGUCUCUUCUGUGGGGCCACAACUACGGGAUAUGAUAUUUGGCAUUGUGGAGCGCAUUCAAGGCUGUGGAUCGAACGCAGUGCCUUCCCAGUGGCGAUCUUAAGUAGUCGAAAGCAAGUGAUGUGCCUGUCAGUAUUGAAGGCAUCUAGAAGUCGUUUUUUGAGGUUGUAUGUAAAAUCAUGUACUUUCAGAAUCAAUGUGAUAU
This is a messenger RNA of Amoebophrya sp. A25, 11099 nucleotides long. NCBI's taxonomy places the organism in Eukaryota, Dinophyceae, Syndiniales, Amoebophryaceae. The record is from the annotation of a GenBank genome assembly.